This is a messenger RNA of Monoraphidium neglectum, 3936 nucleotides long. RefSeq names its product Dynein heavy chain 7, axonemal. NCBI's taxonomy places the organism in Eukaryota, Viridiplantae, Chlorophyta, Chlorophyceae, Sphaeropleales, Selenastraceae. Gene Ontology annotation, biological process: microtubule-based movement. Gene Ontology annotation, molecular function: minus-end-directed microtubule motor activity; ATP binding; dynein intermediate chain binding. The record is from RefSeq and is a predicted model, not a curated record. The coding region runs from base 1 to 3936 and encodes 1311 amino acids. Gene Ontology annotation, cellular component: dynein complex. The transcript is spliced from 41 exons.
AUGGCGGCCGACUGGGAGGGCCUCGCCUUUGAGCUGGGGCCCUGGCGCGAGACGGGCACGUUCAUCCUCAAGGGGGCGCCAAUUGAGGAGGCCCAGAUGCUGCUGGACGACCAUGUUGUCAAGGCCCAGGCGAUGUCGAGCAGCCCCGCCAGCCGGCCGUUUGUGGAGAGGAUCGGGCCCUGGGAGGCCAAGCUGCGGCGGUUCCAGGACAUUCUGGAGGAGUGGCUGCGCUGCCAGGGCAAGUGGUUGUACCUGCAGCCCAUCUUUGGGGCCGAGGAGAUCAUGCGGCACAUCCCCCGCGAGGGCGGCGCGUUCAGGACUAUGGACGAGGCGUGGCGCGGGAUCAUGGAGCGCGUCCGGCAGGAGCCCCUCAUGCUCAGCGUGGCGGACUGGCCGGGCCUGCUGGAGGAGCUGCAGUCCUGCAGCGCGCAGCUGGAGGUGGUGGAGCGCGGCCUCAACGACUUCCUGGACACCAAGAAGAUGGCCUUCCCCAGGUUCUUCUUCCUGUCCAAUGACGAACUGCUCGAGAUCCUGGCGGAGGCGCGUGACCCCAUAGCAGUGCAGCCGUUUGUGAAGAAGUGCUUCGAGGCCGUCAAGGAGCUCGUGUUCGCACCCCCUACGGGCGACGUCCCUGGUGCCGGGCCGUUAAUCACCGGGUGCGUAAGCGUGGAGGGGGAGAAGAUCGACUUCCUUGAAAACGUGGAUCCCACUGCAGAAGGCGGCGUCGAGCGCUGGCUGCUGCGCGUGGAGUCGGCCCUGAAGCAGGCGCUCCACCGCCUGACGCGGGACGCCCUGGCCGCUUACGUCACCACGCCGCGUCACCAGUGGAUACUGCAGUGGCCGGGGCAGACGGUCCACUGGACGAGGCACGUGACCGAUGCGAUCCAGUCGGCGGGGGCCAAGGGGCUGACUGCCUACGCCGCAAAAUGCACCCAGGACCUGAACAAGAUUGUGGGGCUGGUGCGAGGCAGCCUCACAUCACUGGAGCGUGCCACCUGCGGCGCGCUGGUGGUCAUUGAUGUGCACGCGCGGGAUGUGGUGUCGUUCAUGGCGGAGGAGGGCGUGGAGGACCUGAGGGACUUCAAGUGGGAGAGCCAGCUGAGGUACUAUUGGGAGACCCAGGACGAGCCGCCCUCCGGCGUCAAGGGCCCCGUGGAAACCCUGGUGGUGCGGAUGAUCAACGCGGAGGCGCUGUACGGCUACGAGUACCUGGGCAACAGCGGCCGCCUCGUCAUCACGCCGCUCACGGACAGGCGCGUACACCCAAGCGCCACGAGGCAAACGCUCAGCAGCAGCUCAAGGCUGGGGCGGAGCAAGGCUGCUCGCGCAGUCGCAUGCACCGGCAAGACCGAGACCACCAAGGACCUGUCAAAGGCUCUAGCAAUGCAGUGCGUUGUCUUCAAUUGCAGCGACGGCCUCGACUACAAAGCCAUGGGCAAGUUCUUUAAGGGCCUGGCGUGCUGCGGCGCCUGGGCUUGCUUUGACGAGUUCAACCGCAUUGACCUUGAGGUCCUCAGUGUUGUUGCGCAGCAGGUGCUGACCAUAGUGAGGGCCAAGGCCGCCAAGGCCCGCAACUUCAUGUUCGAUGGCACUGACAUCCCCCUGGUGCCGACGUGCAACGUCUUCAUCACCAUGAACCCGGGGUAUGCAGGCCGCAGCGAGCUGCCAGACAACCUCAAGGCGCUCUUCCGCGACGUGGCCAUGAUGGUGCCCGACUACGCCAUGAUCGCGGAGAUCAUGCUGUACAGCUACGGCUACCUGGACGCCCGCGCCCUGGCGCGCAAGCUUGUCCAGACCUACCGGCUGUGCAGCGAGCAGCUGUCCAGCCAGGACCACUACGACUACGGCAUGCGCGCCGUGAUGAGCGUGCUGCGCGCGGCCGGCAGCCUCAAGCGCGCCUUCCCCGCCGCGGGGGAGGACGUGCUCAUGCUGCGCGCCAUCAGGGACGUCAACGUGCCAAAGUUCCUGGACCAGGACGUGCCGCUCUUCAACGGCAUUCUGUCGGACCUGUUCCCGGGGGUGGACCCGCCGGAUGUGGACUACGUUGCCCUCAGGGCUGCCCUGGCAGACAACUGCGCCCGCGCCGGGCUGCAGCCGCUCGAGCCGUUUUUGGUGAAGGCUGUUCAGCUUUACGAGAUGAUCCUGGUGCGCCACGGCCUAAUGCUGGUGGGCGCGAGCUACGGCAUGAAGACCACCGCAUACAGGAAGCUGGCCGGGGCGCUCAGCGACAUGGCUGCGCGCGGGCAGGGCGGAGAGGUGCCCGUCAAGCUGCUGGUGCUCAACCCCAAGGCGGUCACCAUGGGGCAGCUGUAUGGGCAGGAGGAUCCGGUGUCACUGGAGUGGACAGACGGGGUGCUGCCGGCGCUGUUCAGGGGCGCCACGCGCGACACGUCCCCGGACCGCAAGUGGCUGGUGUUUGACGGCCCCGUGGAUGCGCUGUGGAUCGAAAACAUGAACACGGUCCUGGAUGACAACAAGAAGCUGUGCCUCAACAGCGGAGAGAUCAUAGCCAUGCAGGGCCUGAUGAACCUCAUCUUUGAGGUCGCCGACCUGUCGGUCGCGUCUCCGGCGACCGUCAGCCGCUGCGGCAUGGUGUACGUUCAGCCGGACCUGUUGGGCUGGCGCCCCGUGUUCGAUUCCUGGCUGGCAGCGCUGCCGGCCGCGAUAACCUCGGAGGACCGGGAGGAGCUGUCGCAGCUGGCGGCGUGGCUGCUGCCGCCCUGCCUGAGGAUGGCGGCCAAGGGGUGCCCCCAGGUGCUGGCCGUGCACGAGAUCAAUUUGGCGGUCUCCUGCAUGAGGCUGGUGGAGGCGCACCUGGACGACCUAGUCAGGUCCGAGGCGCUUGCAGCUGACACGCCACCCGAGAAGCGCAGCGCGCUGCUGCAGUGCACCUUCCUGUUCAGCCUCGUCUGGAGCGUCGGCGCCAACACUGACGGCGAGGGGCGCGCAAAGUUCGACGCGGCCCUGCGUCGCCUGAUCGCGUCCGCCGCCGGCCAGGGCGGGCCGCCGCCGGAGCUGGCCGCGCACAUCACGGCACCCGGCGCGCGGGUGGCGGUGCCCUUCCCGGAGGGCCGCUCGGUCUACGAUUUCGUGCUUGACAGCUCCAAGCUCAAGUGGCAGGGCUGGACCGAUCGGCUGGACGCAGCGCCCAUCAACCCAGAUGCGGAGUACACCUCAAUCAUAGUGCCCACCACAGACACACUGCGGUACACGUACCUUUUGGACGUCCUGGCGCGCGCGCACCGCCACGUGCUGCUCGUCGGGCCAACAGGCAAGUCGGACGCGCCUGCUGGCAUGUUGCAAUCCAGCCUAGCCCCGCCGCAGCACGCGGCUGGCACCGGCAAGACGGCCUACGUGAAGCGCCACCUGGCGUCCGGCCUGCCGGCGGCGUCGUUUGUCCCGUGCCUGCUGAACUUCAGCGCUCAGACCAGCGCCAACACGACACAGGACGUCGUUGAUGGCCGGCUGGACAAGCGGCGUCGCGGCGUGUGGGGCCCGGCCGGCGGCCGCAGGAUGGUGCCGGAGCAGUACGGCGCCCAGCCGCCGAUCGAGCUGCUGCGCCAAUGGAUGGACCAUGGCGGCUGGUACGACCGGAAGGAGCUCGCAUUCAAGACACUGGAGGGCUUGCAAUUCGCCGCCGCUAUGGGGCCGCCCGGCGGCGGCCGCAACGCAGUGACGGGGCGCUUCCUGCGCCACUUCUCAGUCAUCAGCGUGACCGCUUUUGAUCGCGACAACCUGAGCCUCAUCUUCAGCGCCCUAACAGACUGGUGGCUCAAGAAGUGGAGCUAUGGGCAGAACAUCACGCGGCUGGCGAAGCCGUUGGUGGCGGCCACGCUGGAUGUUUAUGAGCAGGUCCAGUCCAAGCUGCUCCCCACCCCUGCCAAGAGCCACUACACUUUCAACCUGCGGGACGUGUCCAAGGCCUUCCAGGUGUGA